Ambispora leptoticha is the source of this 186-nucleotide messenger RNA. The record is from the annotation of a GenBank genome assembly. Lineage: Eukaryota; Fungi; Glomeromycota; Glomeromycetes; Archaeosporales; Ambisporaceae.
AUGGCAUUGCUAUCCAAAGAUCUGGAUAGUGUCACUGCAGUCGGUAAAGACUUUGAGAAUGUCGAGGGAGUUGGAAGACUCAUUCGUAAGCCUCCAAGAGUUCAGCAAGGUUUAAGGCAAACAUUUGCCACUGAGGUUUGCAUUUUGCCUCCUGUAUCUUCAACAGACCUUGGAGGGAAAGACUGA